Messenger RNA from Aethina tumida (small hive beetle), 3069 nucleotides. RefSeq names its product 6-phosphofructo-2-kinase/fructose-2,6-bisphosphatase (gene Pfrx). The coding region runs from base 16 to 1764 and encodes 582 amino acids. Gene Ontology annotation, biological process: fructose 2,6-bisphosphate metabolic process; fructose metabolic process. Gene Ontology annotation, molecular function: fructose-2,6-bisphosphate 2-phosphatase activity; ATP binding; 6-phosphofructo-2-kinase activity. The transcript is spliced from 8 exons. NCBI's taxonomy places the organism in Eukaryota, Metazoa, Arthropoda, Insecta, Coleoptera, Nitidulidae. The record is from RefSeq and is a predicted model, not a curated record. Gene Ontology annotation, cellular component: cytosol.
GGCUGGGGCCGCGCAAUGGUCCGCCGGCACGAUCGACUGUCUGUCAUUCAGUCGGCCGACUCGGUCCCCCAUUCCGAUUCCAUCUCGACUCAGUCGUCCGACGUACGCAACGCAAGUGUGGUCGCGUCCCAAUCGCAGGUCGCAACCGAUCCUCACGUUCAAACCCGUCCGAGAGAAAUUUUUGCGGGCACGUCCUCGCCACCGGAAACCGACCGCCUGAAAACCGCCGCCGCAGGCACCGCCAUGAGCAGCGGCCUGGACGUGUUGAGCGGCUCCCUGCGGGUGCGUAACAGCACCACCGCCUCCGUGGGCCAGUGCCGCAAUCUGAACUGCAAGGUGGUCAGCGAGGUGAAGUCCUGUCCCAGUGUCAUGUCGCCGGAGACGAAGCGACUGCUGCCCCCGAACACCGAAACGGUCCAGACGAAGCCGUUCCCGAUACGUGGUGAAAGAGCAAACUAUGUCAACAGUCCUCAUGUCAUCGCGAUGGUGGGUCUCCCUGCCAGGGGGAAGACCUACAUUUCGAAGAAACUGUCCCGAUACUUGAACUGGAUCGGCAUCAACACCAGAGUGUUUAAUCUGGGCGAAUACCGCCGACAUGCCACGACCGCCUACAAGAACCACGAGUUCUUCCGUCCGGACAACCAGGAGGCGAUGGCUAUUAGGGCGCAGUGUGCCAUCGAGGCGCUACACGACGUGUGCCAGUGGUUGGAGAACGGCGGCGAGGUGGCCGUCUUCGACGCCACUAAUUCAACCAUGGACCGCAGGAAGGUCAUCCACGACUUCGUCGUCAACAAGAUGGGCUUCAAGUUGUUCUUCGUCGAGUCGGUGUGCGAUGAUCCACAGGUAAAAAGUAUCAUCGAACAAAAUAUAAUGGAAGUCAAAGUGAGCAGUCCGGACUACACGAACAUGAACAAGGACGCAGCUUUGGCCGAUUUCCUCCAAAGGAUACAGCACUACCAAGAGAAGUACAAUCCCUUGGACGAAGAGAAAGAGAAGGACGUGUCCUUCAUGAAGAUCUACAACACGGGGGAAAAGGUGGUGGUCCACAAACACGAGGGUCACGUCCAAGCCCGCAUCGUUUACUAUCUCAUGAACAUUCACAUCACCCCCAGAACCAUUUACCUCACCAGACACGGUGAGAGCGAACAAAAUUUAUUGGGCAGAAUUGGUGGCGACUCGAACCUGAGCGAGAGAGGACGGCAAUACGCAAACGCCUUGUCCAACUACAUCCACGAACAGCACAUGGACGGAUUGAGGAUAUGGACAUCCUGGCUGAAAAGAACCAUCCAAACAGUCUCUGGUCUGAACGUCCCACAGGAAAGAUGGAAGGCUCUCAACGAAAUAGACGCUGGCGUUUGUGAGGAGAUGACCUAUGAGGAGAUCAAGGAAAAGUAUCCGGAUGAGUUCGCGUCUCGCGACUUGAACAAGUUCGCCUACAGGUACCCCAGGGGAGAGAGCUACGAGGACUUGGUGGCCAGGCUGGAACCUGUGAUAAUGGAACUCGAAAGACAGGGCAACGUUUUGGUGGUGUCGCACCAGGCUGUCAUAAGGUGUUUGCUCGCCUAUUUCCUUGACAAAUCAGCAGAUGAGCUUCCGUAUCUCCAAGUGCCACUCCACACAAUAAUAAAGCUAACUCCAGUCGCGUACGGUUGCAGAGUGGAACACAUCAAGUUGCCGAUUGAGGCGGUGGACACGCACCGUCCCAAACCAAAGGAGCCAGGACAUAUUUCUUCACCUCAAAAUGAAAGUAACAAUAACAACUAGACACUUUUCAAAAUUUUUAUUUGUAUUGGCCAGUUGUCGGUUUUGUUUUUUUAGAUUUUUUUAUGAACACAAACACACUGUUAAUUAUGAGGCAGAUGGUUUAACUACACAAGCAGCAAUCAUUGUUUUAUCCGCCCUAAAUUACUAAUAAUAAUAUAUUGACACUAAUAUUACAGUUUUAUUACAUUCAAUUAAAUAUUGAAUUCUCGAAUAAUAAUAUAAAUAAAAAAUUUAAUAAAAUAAAUUUAAAAAAAUGUAUAUACACUAUUUACACAGUUUUAAAAACUAAAAACAAAUUUUACACGCUCUCUAAUCUGAUACUACUAAUAUUGGCUAUUAUUAUUGUGCUACAUGUGUACUUAAACCUUCUCGAAUAAUCACUGGUGACGGAAACACAUUUUUUUGUUCUUUUUCUCACUAUGAGUUUUUCUAGUGUAGAUAUUGUAGAUAUUAGUGCAUGAGGCUUGAGCAUCAGUUUGGAUGUUGUGUAUCUUGCCAAUACUUUUCAUAUUGAAAAGCCAAACUUUAGCAAUAGAAAUUUUGUUUAACACAAAAGAUUAUAUGUUCUGCUGUAUUUAUAUUUGCUAGAUAAUUUAGAUUACAAGCAAAACUUAAUGGUUGUAUAGUUUUAAUAAGUUGACUUUCUACCUGUUAAAUGUUACUAAACUCUUCCAAAUAGCUCACUAAACCAACAACAGUCAAAAGUAAGCCAAACUCCCUUAGUGUUUUCGUAACUAAUACUUUUAGCUGUUGUUACCAAAACAACUUUGUCCUAGACUAGCAUAAGUAAUUUAAAAUAAUGUUUUAAGGUUCCUGGUGAACUGGAGGAACGAUUCAAGUAUAAAAAUAUCAAGUCGAAUUCGACUUGAAGCCAAGUAUGCCAGAUUGACUGAUACAGGGUGCCUAAAAAUCGUUAUUUUCUAAAACAAAUAAAAUGAUCUUCGAUGUGAUGUAUGCCUAUUCGAUUUUAGCCGUAAGAACACAUAUGUUAAAUGGGUGUAGCUAAUACAAAAUAAAAGUCAAAAAUGUUUUUUGGAACCAAUCCGUGUGUAUUAUACGAUACGCGCCUAUUUUUCUUUCGACGUGUGUAAUAUUUAUAUUAUUCAAUAUAUGUGAUGGGGGCAAAUGUAAAACGUGAUUCAAACGAGCUGAUCAAAUGUUACGUCGUACCGAAUUAUUAUGUUUUUAAAUUUGACCCCUACUUGGUGUAGAUGUAAUUUUACAAUUUUAGCUCUUUAUUAUAUUAUCCAAGGUAUAUUGUAUAUAUUAUAUAUGUUAAAUAAAGGAAUCUAUUUUAUUUUCUAA